Messenger RNA from Sesamum indicum (sesame), 1330 nucleotides. Its product is annotated as protein JINGUBANG-like. NCBI's taxonomy places the organism in Eukaryota, Viridiplantae, Streptophyta, Magnoliopsida, Lamiales, Pedaliaceae. Gene Ontology annotation, molecular function: protein binding. The record is from RefSeq and is a predicted model, not a curated record.
UGAAUCUCCAACCGAUGAUCAUGACUUAGUCAUGGCAGCAGGUAAGGGUGCAGUUAAAGCCCUUGUGUCAUCAUCUGACAAUAAGCUCAUCAUAAGUGCUCAUCAGGACCAUAAAAUCCGUGUCUGGAAAAUAGAAGAUGUCAGCAAGUUUCACCGUCAAAUCACGCACUUGGCCACGCUGCCGACACUGAGCGACCGUGCCCUUAGACUCUUGGUCCCCAAGAGCAGAAUCCAAGUCAGAAGGCACAAGAAAUGCACAUGGAUUCACCAUGUUGACUCUGUCUCAGCAUUAGCCUUAUCGACAGACGAGACGCUGCUCUACUCCGUUUCUUGGGACCGGACACUCAAAGUCUGGAGGAUGACGGAUUUCAAGUGCCUGGAAUCCAUAGCCAAUGCGCACGACGAUGCAAUAAACGCCAUUGCUCUGUCGGAUGACGGCCAUGUCUACACAGCCUCAUCCGACACGAGAAUCAGAGUGUGGUCGAGGCAAGAGUCAGACUCUAAGACGCAUUCCCUAGUGGACACAUUGGAGAAACAUGACUCGGGGGUUAAUGCUCUUGCACUUACCGGAGACGGGAUGGUUUUGUACUCAGGUGGCUCCGACGGUUCAAUUCUCGUCUGGACGAACGAGGGUGGCGGCAGGAUGGCGGCGGUGGGGGCACUCAGGGGGCACAGUAAGUCCAUACUGUGUUUGGAUGUGGUAGUAGAGUUGGUGUUCAGUGGUUCAGCUGACAAGACUGUGAGGAUCUGGGGAGGGGUGGGGAGAUCAUACUCUUGCUUAGCAGUUCUUGAAGGGCAUAAAGGGCCUGUUAAGUGCAUUGCUGCAGCAUAUGAUCAUAACAGCAGUGCUAAUACAUCAAAUGCACUAAAAACAUGUCUGCUGUACAGUGGCAGUCUGGACAGUGACAUUAAGGUCUGGAAGAUUUUCCUGCCAUUCUAAGAGGUAAUAAUUAAUCCAUAAUCAGCACUUGAUAAUUUCACUACCAGUCAUUACAGAAGCAAGAUUUCUCGCAUAUUUGCUUUCAUGAGUUGGGAAGCCCUUUUGUCUAUCUUUUUAUAAAUAGAGGGAAGAUUACAUCUAACAUCCCACAAGUGAUUAGCCCUUUGCGAUUUUCGUCUUAUUAUUGUUUAACUCACCACAUUCCAUCCUCUAACUCCAAAAACUGUUGUAAUUUUAGUCCCAAACCUUAAUUUUAUUAGACAUAUGAUGAGAACACCUCUCAAUUCCCUCAAACUUAGCGGAGCACGUGCAUGGGCACGUGUUGUUUCCGUCCUAAAUCUAACAGAGAAUUGGGACUAAAAUCGCAAGUUUUUAGUAGUUAUAUAAAUC